UCGGAGUGAUGGAUAUUACGAAGUAUAUGUGCGAGAGAUAUAGAGAAAUGUAUGAAUUUCGAGAAUAGUAACGAUCACUUGUUGCACGGCCGAUUAUCGCAUUGAAAUUAAUAGUUAACAGUGAUAAAUACGAAAGUCAAAAUGCAAUUAUAUCGUAACCAUCAAAUUUUGAUCACAUGAAUCUAAUUUCCUGGUAGGCUUAAGUUCGAUCCGGAUUUUGCCUUUUUAUUUAUUUAUUUAUUUAUUUCUUUUUUUUUGCAUCCAACAAGGUCAAGGUACUUAAAAUAAAAAGAUGGAGCCUAAAUUAAAUUUUUCUGGAUAUAUAAAGUUAACAGUCAAGAGUCAAUUUAAUACUUGGAUAUGUAUUAUCUAUAAGGACUGAAAUUUGUGUGGCUUGUCUUCAGUUGACUGAAGAAAAUUUAAAAAAUUGUAUAUGUACUGAUGAGAUGAUUGAGUGGAUCGAAAAUAAGUAAAUAAUAGAUAUAAAGGUGAUCAAGAAGUAUAUAAUGUAAAAUGAAAGACUUAUUUCCAAAUUGUGAGCAUUUUACCAUUUAAAAGCUUGAUGACUUUAAGACAAAGAUUAACAUUGGUAUCAAUUGAAGAUUGUUGUUGAACUAUGUUGAUAAUUUAAAUAAAUCUAGGCCAAAGAUAACCUAAAAUUGACCUUUUGAUGUAGGUUAUUUUAUAACAUGUUAAUGCUAUGGAUAUGCUAAAGAAACUUGUCGAGUUUCAAAGUAGGACUUCAGAAAUAAGGAAAUUCAAAUAUUAUAAGUAGCCGUCCACCUCUUAAAAUGCAGCAAGAAGGGACUCCAAAAUUUUUAAAAUUCCAUCAGGGAAGUGUUCGUGGAGUUGCUUUUAGUCCGAGAGAUCGAUAUCUAUUUUGUUCUGGAGCUUAUGAUGGCAAAGUAAAUCUUUAUUCAGCUCAACGAAUGGAACUGCUAAUGUGUUAUCAGAUUACAACUAUGGGAUUAGCAAGAAAUGUAAAUGCUGUUCGUUUUACCAGUGAUGGUUCCAGAAUUUUGGCAGCAACAACAGCCAGAAGACUUGCCGUUAUUGAUGUGGAACGUGGAGAACAGGUCAUGUCGUAUGACAACUGUGCCUUUAAUGGACGAGACCGCGCAGGCCUUGCUGCUGAUCCCAUUUGUCCCAAUAUGGCCGUCUGCAGUUGUGUUAAUGGAAAGGGAUUGACAUUGUUUGAUCUCAGAAUGCCUUUACCAUUGGAUUUUAUUUAUGAUCUCCAUAUCAAUGUCAUCCGUGACAUAACAUUUCUCCAUAGUAGUUGGCCAUUUGUACGGAAUCAUCAGAGUGCUAUAUUAUCAUUAUCUUGUGAUGGUGUGUGUAAAGUUACAACAUUAGAUGGCCAGCGUUAUUUGCAUUGUUUUGAAGUGGGUCAUGGUUCUAAUUCGAUAGCUCCGACACCAGAAUCUUAUGGAUCAGGUGCCGAAGAUGGAUUUUAUAGUGUUCUCAUGGUUGGAGGUGAUAUAAUUUCUGGUUACAUUCCUGAUGUUGGCAUACAGGAAAGAUUAAAAGAACAUGGCAGUGUACCUGUUUGGAAACUUCGGUAUACAUCAAAUGGUGGUUUACUGUAUACAGCAUGCGACGGAGGAGUUGUAAGAAGGUACAGACGUUAUCCCGAUCAUCACGAAUAUUUAGGCGAAGUCUAUUGUCACAGGGGCGAUAUUCAAGAUAUGGAUCUGUCUCCUUACGACGAAUUUUUAAUAACCGCUUCGAAAGAUCGAUCGGUGGGCAUUCUUCGAUUGGGAGCGCCCAAUCACGGAUGGACGGAAUACAGCGAGUUAACUUGACAAUAAAUACAACCAUUAGUCGUUUCGCAAUUUUUCUAUCUACCUUUUGGAAUUGUGAUCGCCGGCGGUCGACACCGCGCCACGGACCAAACCGACCCCUUACUAACUAAGCCCCGGUAAAACCUAUUUAUAUAUAUAUAUAAAUGUCGUAGGUCGUGGGAGGAG
Messenger RNA from Centruroides sculpturatus (bark scorpion), 1970 nucleotides. RefSeq lists its product as uncharacterized. The record is from RefSeq and is a predicted model, not a curated record. Lineage: Eukaryota; Metazoa; Arthropoda; Arachnida; Scorpiones; Buthidae. Gene Ontology annotation, molecular function: protein binding. The coding region runs from base 792 to 1805 and encodes 337 amino acids. The transcript has 16 exons.